GGCGGAAAUAAAAAAAAAUUGAACCAGAAGCAUCACCAAAAAGGCAAAAUGCCAAAGUGACAAUGGAUUUGAAGGAAAAAUGGGGCACAGUUAUGGAGCAGCGGUUGUCUCACUUGCACGCAAGAAAUCCAGAUGAUCCCAGGCCCGCUUCUCCUGCUCUCAGGUCCCGUUGUAAUAACAUAAUAUGGGAUAAAAUACUGAAGCUCACUAAUCGAGGCGUUUUUCAAAUAAACUGUUGUGCGUUGAGCGGGUUGGACCGAAGAAAACUAGACGGGAAAAAUGAACGAACGAAAGGAAAACUCAGGUUUUACCAGCUAUUUGGACCAGCCAGAUCUAGAGAGCAUUACCUUGAACGAUUCGCAACGAACCAAAUUUUUGGAUGGUGAAACAAUCGCAUGCGAAGCUUCACAAGUGGUGAUGUUCAACCCAGUGAAUGAAUCGUCCCAGGUAUUCAAAGGUGUUUUAACAGUUACAACGUUCAAAUUAUCAUUCGCCUCUGCGGAGGAAAGCGAAUCGAAAGCCAACUGUUAUCAGCAAAACCUCCUUCUAGGGAUCAACGAUGUCUGCUUGUCCUCGAUUGAUUGCAUCUACUUGGGGGACAAAUCGAAGAAGAAGCUACUGGUACCUGGACAAAAUGUUAGUGGCAAAGUUAAGGAAUUGCUAAUAGUCUGUAAGAAUAUGAGGUAUUUCGCAUUCAGUUUUAAGCUAAGCGAGAAGGAUAGCGGGAAAUCCAUUGCCAAUGCCCUGCUGCACCAUGCUUACCCCAAAAGGCAUCAACUCCUAUUCGCAUACGAUUACAAAGAGUCAUACGUAAGCAAUACCCUGCACAAGGAAGUGAGGAUGUUUCAAAUGAAACACGAUUGGGAAAAGGAACUGCAACGAACAGGCUGCCCAGGCUGGAGACUGAGCAUGGUAAACUUCAACUUCCAAGUGUCUUCGCUAUUGCUGGAAACAAUCAUAGUCCCGCAGUCGGUUACGGACAACAUCGUCAAAGACGCAGUGGAGAAGUUCAGACAUCGAUUUUGCCCAGUCUGGGUGUGGGGGACCAAAGGUGGAGCAGCUCUAGUGCGAAUGGCCGAUCUAUUGCCUACAAUCACCGAUCGAACGGAGGAAAACAAGCUGCUGGAGCACAUAAGGAAAAGCCACCCCGAUAAGCAACCGCCUCACAUCGUCGACCUUACCAGCCCAAGCCCCAAGGAUAUUUAUACCAGCUAUCUCAAGUUGCGGGAACUUUGCACUCCAGACAAUCCCAGAUUGUUCAAACAUCAGGACUUUAAAUUUUAUGGGUUGCUGGACGCGACCAAGUGGUUGACCCACGUGAGUACCUGUCUAACCAAAGCUAAGGAUGCCGCAGAGAAAAUAUCGAACAGGAAUUGUACAGUGGUUUUACAAGAAGGAAACGGGCAGGAUUUGAAUUGCCUUGUAGCUAGUUUAAUCCAAAUCAUAUUGGACCCGUACUUUCGGACGAAGUUCGGCUUUCAAUCCUUAAUUCAAAAAGACUGGGUUGCCAUGGGGCAUCCGUUUGCAAAUAGAUUAGGUCAUAUUCUAGAUAAGGAAAUAGAACAAUCGCCAGUAUUUUUAUUGUUUCUGGAUUGUGUGUGGCAGCUACUGCAGCAAUUUCCUGCUGCGUUCCAAUUCAGUGAAACGUACCUGACUACUGUAUGGGAUUCGGUGCAUAUCACCAUAUUUGACACGUUUCUCUUCAAUUGUCCCCAUCAGCGAUUUAUGGCCUCCACGGGAAAUUGCAAUUCGCAUGCUCCGUUAAGGAUGAGGAGCGUUUGGGACUGGCGGGAACAGUUUAGCGAUAAGGACAUCGCGCUGUUUUGUAAUCCUUUGUAUGAUGAUAGUUUCCUUCAAGUUUUGAAACCCAGUACAGGACUGCCGAACUUAGAAGUGUGGGGGCAGUGCUAUUUUAGAUGGUUGUCGGAUUUGGAAAUUCCUAGAGGCGGCAGACCGCAAGUGGAUUUGUACUCGAGGUUUUUGGUUCAACAAAUUCUACAAACACAAUGCAACGGCAUUGACUUGAAUGCGAAAAUCAACCACAAGGAGGAAUACAUGGAUCUAAUAAAAAAGGUCAACAGUUUCUACCCCUUCAGCCAUAAUAUGGCCACCGUUAAUAAUACAAUCAAUAACCUACUUCUAACAGGCGAUACCUUGGAUUCGCAAUCAAUUCUCAACCUCAACACCGAAUAAAUCCCUGUUAUCCCAGGUGUAACCAAUGGAUGAUUCCAGUUAUUCGUUUAGAUGAACAGUCGGGACAAAAACUCAUUCAGACAUACUAAUUGCAUCACCUUUUACAUUGGCGUUGGCGAUUUUUGUGUAUAAUCCGACCGUAAGUUUCAAGCGACCAUUUCAUGCAUCCACAAAUCUGCUUAGUGCCAUAUUAUGUUAUGGAUGUUUGUCUUCUAAAUUCAACUAAUUUUGUUUCGCGCUUCAAUAAAUUUAAGGAAAACGUUAAUGGCUUCAACAAAGCAUUUCAGUUAACGCCUAAAUGCGUCGUUGGAGGGUUGAAUUUUUUUACCCCAAUAAUUUCAGAAGAGCUGUUAAACAAAGUUAAGUCACACGUUCUGCUGUUGCAUUUAAAUUAAAAAAUGCGCGUUUUUUUCGAAACCACCUUGUCUGAUGAUUAAUAUCGUUUUAUCGCGUGACUAAUCCUUCCAUAAAUUUUCGAGAGUGUAUAUAAAAGUUGUACAUUUGUAUUAGAAACCAGUGUCCGUCUAGUUAGUGAGUUUGCUGCUAUCGGUUUUAUAAUUAACAAAAUAUAAAACUGAAGAAUUCUUUAAUAAUUUUCAAUUAUUAUUACUUAACAAAACCAAAUAUGUAAUAUUUAUGUUGUAUUUAUAUUGGCAAUAAACGGUAUUAUUGCAUGGUGCUAUUUCCAUGCGAGGCGAA
Molecule: messenger RNA, 2892 nt
Organism: Dendroctonus ponderosae (mountain pine beetle)
Lineage: Eukaryota; Metazoa; Arthropoda; Insecta; Coleoptera; Curculionidae
Product: myotubularin-related protein 10-A
Exons: 14
Coding region: 280-2193 (637 amino acids)
Source: RefSeq, a predicted model, not a curated record